This is a messenger RNA of Medicago truncatula (barrel medic), 1186 nucleotides long. RefSeq names its product GDSL esterase/lipase CPRD49. The coding region runs from base 81 to 848 and encodes 255 amino acids. Lineage: Eukaryota; Viridiplantae; Streptophyta; Magnoliopsida; Fabales; Fabaceae. The record is from RefSeq and is a predicted model, not a curated record. Gene Ontology annotation, molecular function: hydrolase activity, acting on ester bonds. The transcript has 6 exons.
AUAUGAUACAUAGUGCAACAUCUCAGGAGUAGUGUUUGAGUGAGAGGGAGCCAAAUAAAAUAACAACAUAGUAUAAAGUUAUGGCAGGACCAAUGAGACCUCAAAUCGUGCUAUUUGGCUCCUCCAUAAUUCAGAUGAGUUUUGAUAAUGGUGGUUGGGGUGCUAUUCUAGCUAAUUUGUAUGCUAGAAAGGCGGACAUAGUAUUGAGGGGAUACUCUGGAUGGAAUUCACGACGUGCUUUGGAGGUUCUUGAUGAAGUUUUUCCUAAGGAUGCUUAUGUCCAACCAUCAUUGGUAAUUAUCUACUUUGGUGGAAAUGAUUCAAUUCACCCCCACCCAUCUGGUCUUGGUCCUCAUGUUCCCAUUGAAGAAUAUAAAGAAAAUAUGAGGAAGAUUGCUAACUACCUAAAGAGCCUCUCGGAUCAUAUCCGCCUUAUAUUUCUCACCUCUCCUCCCAUCAGUGAAGUACAAAUCAAGAAAAAACUCAGUGCAACACAGACUGGAAGAACAAAUGAACAUUGUGGAAUAUAUGCUAGGGCACUGUUGGAACUAUGUGAUGAGAUGAAUUUGAAAGUUGUUAAUCUAUGGUCUGCAAUCCAGGAAAGAGAGGACUGGUUAGAUGUCAGCUUUACGGAUGGGGUUCAUUUGUCAGCCGAAGGAAGCAAGGUAGUGUUGAAGGAAAUAUUAAGGGUCCUUAGAGAAGCAGAUUGGAAGCCAAGUUUGCAUUGGAUGUCACUACCAACUGAAUAUGCAGAAGAUUCACCAUAUUACCCUCCAAGUGCAGAUGGAACCACCACUAUAAAUGUUUCUUACAGUAUCCCUAGGAGGCAUUUGCAAUGGGAUUUAUAAAAAAAAAUCAUGUGAUAUUUGCAUUUAUGUGUGGUGUGGUUUGGUUCAUUCUUGAAGCAAUAAUUGAAAAAGGAAAAAAAAAACUUUGGUUAUUAUUUUUUGCAAUUUAUUUUGCAAAAAAUGAAAGAAUUUCAAUUAUGUGGAGCCCUUGUGAAAUGGGAAAGGUUGUCUUUCAUGUAUUUUGAAAUAAUGAAGGGAUUAGUUCUUUCACGUGGUGAAAUUUCCUUAUCUUUUCCUUUAAGGAGCGUUUUGAUUUUUAUUUAUUUGUUGCAAUUUUAUCUGUAUUUAUUUAUGCUCAAUGUACUAAUAAUUAAUUAAUCAAUUUCAAUUCACAUAUA